AGCCCAACAGAGGGGCGGGACUUCCGCGGCCGUUUGGCUGGGUUGCUCUAGUCUUUGCUCGCGCGGCAGCUGCUGCAGCUGCGUCCCGGGAGCUGGCGUCCAGGGCCAUGACGUCAGCUUCCACCAAGGUGCGCGCUCCUCCCCCACCCCCCGGAAACGCGGAGAGUGCCAAGGUUGGGGAGAUCUUCUCCGCUGCUGGUGCUGCCUUCACAAAGCUUGGUGAGCUGACUAUGCAGCUGCAUCCAGUGUCGGAUUCCUCCCCUGCUGGUGCCAAGUGGACAGACACGGAGAUAGAGAUGCUGAGGGCUGCGGUGAAACGAUUUGGGGACGAUCUUAAUCGCAUCAGCUGUGUCAUCAAGGACCGGACUGUUGCUCAGAUAAAGUCUACAGUGAAAAGAAAGGUAUAUGAAGACUCCGGUCUCCCUCUUCCAACUGAGUCACCCAAGAAGGGGCCUAAGAAGGGAGCAUCCAAUGUCUUGAUUCCUGCCCUACCGGUACCCCCACCCACUGGGCCUAGUGUCCCUGAAACAGGGGGCCCUCCCCCGAAGAAGCAGAAGGCUGAUGUGACGCUGAGCGCCCUGAAUGACUCAGAUGCCAACAGUGACCUAGUGGACAUUGAGGGGCUAGGGGAGGCUCCCCCAGCCAAGAAACUGAACUUCGACCAGGACAGCCUGACACUACACUCUGGACUUCUCGUGACCUCUGCUGAACCUCCUUUGCUUUCCUGGUGACCUUCCUAUUUCUGACUCCUUUGACCCUUUUAUCUUGGACCUGUAGACUGAAUGGAAACUUGGAAAAAAGAAUUCUGGAGGAAAAUAAGUUAUCUGCCCUACAGACCCUUUGUGAACACAUGCCCACUGCCCAUGAUGGACAUUUUUUUACAGAAUCAAAUAAAGAUUUCACUCUUAA
This is a messenger RNA of Gracilinanus agilis (Agile Gracile Mouse Opossum), 909 nucleotides long. RefSeq names its product chromosome 4 C17orf49 homolog (gene BACC1). Gene Ontology annotation, cellular component: NURF complex; MLL1 complex. The record is from RefSeq and is a predicted model, not a curated record. Bases 108 to 731 code for a protein of 207 amino acids. Lineage: Eukaryota; Metazoa; Chordata; Mammalia; Didelphimorphia; Didelphidae. The transcript has 6 exons.